Molecule: messenger RNA, 864 nt
Organism: Strongylus vulgaris
Lineage: Eukaryota; Metazoa; Nematoda; Chromadorea; Rhabditida; Strongylidae
Source: the annotation of a GenBank genome assembly
AUGUCGCGUUUAUGGACCAAAUCGGAGGUGCUGAUGAACGGCACGAUUGGUAUCUCAUUGUACCGUUCAACAAGAAGCCGUCUGGUAGUGGCUGUCGGCGACGUGCCAGGUCCUAUGGUGAAGGGUUGCAUUUCAUUUGUGACGGAGACAGACUCCGACGAUGGACUACCACAUACAUUAGAGCAUCUAGUGUUUAUGGGCAGUAAAAAAUACCCAUUCAAAGGAGUUCUAGACAUUAUUGCCAAUCGUUGCUUGGCCAGUGGAACAAACGCAUGGACAGAUCAGGACCAUACAGCUUACACUCUUACUACUGUAGGAAGUGAAGGUUUUUUCAAAGUGCUACCAGUAUAUCUCAACCAUCUCCUUUCACCUAUGCUGUCGGACGCUCAGUUUGCCACUGAAGUGCAUCACAUCAACGGUAAGGGUGAAGAUGCAGGAGUAGUAUACAGUGAAAUGCAAGACCAUGAAUCCGAGAUGACAAGCAUCAUGGACAGGAAAAAGAAGGAAAUUCUAUAUCCCCCAAAUAAUUCUUAUCGGGUAGAUACUGGAGGUCGCUUGAAAAACUUACGGGAAACUUGUAAUGCUGAUCGAGUACGGAAUUUUCACAAGAAGUUCUACCAUCUUUCCAACAUGAUGGUGACUGUUUCCGGUCGUGUAGACCAUGAUAGGUUACUGAAAAUUGUGGCAGCUACUGAGGAGGAACAUUUACAUCAAGUUCCAGCCUCGUUCCAUCGACCUUUCACAUCUUUUCGCUUAAAACCUCCAGCAGAAUCUAGUGAGCAACGUGUGAUUUGUCCAAGCGAUGAUGAGUCAAGAGGAAACGUUGAAAUUAGUUGGUAUGGAAUUCCUAUAACAUUCAGUAUC